AUGGGCCUCGCCAACGUCUCCAACUGGCUCAAGAACUGGGUGCCCUGGUGCUGGAACCAACCCAAGAUUCCGACGCUUCAGGAGCGGGCGUCCAGUGCCCUCCAGGACGGCGUCAACAAGGUCGGCAAUGAGAUCAGCAACAUCUUCGGCGGUGCGGCGAAGAACGCCACCACCACUACGGUGACGGCAAUGGCCGCCAAUGGAACCGCCGGUACGGUCUGCGACGAGUUCACCGGCUACACGGCCGUCUACCGACUGAUGUUCGCCACCACCGUCUUCUUCGCCGUCCUCGGCGUGUUGAUGAUCAAGGUGAAGAGCACGCGCGAUCCGAGGGUGCCACUCCAUCGAGGACUCUUUGGCAUCAAGUUCCUCCUGCUGCUGGGCUUGAUUGUGGGCGCCUUCUUCAUUCCUCAGUCAGAUGGAUUCUUCACCACCUGGAAGAUCUUCGGCCUGAGCGGCUCCUUCCUCUUUCUGCUGAUUCAGUUCAUGCUGAUCAUCAUGUUCGCGGACGACUGGGCGAACGACUGGGUGGGCCGGAUGGAGGAGGAGGACAGCAACAGCUACUACUACAGCCUCAUCUGCUGCACCCUCCUCAACUUCUGCCUCGCCCUCACCGGCUUCAUCCUUUUCUACGUCUACUACAGCACCGGCGCCAGCGGCUGCGGCCUGCACAAGUUCUUCAUCAGCGCCAACCUGGUGGUCUGCGUCGCCCUGAGCGUCGUCAGCAUCAUCCCGAAGGUGCAGGAGAGCCAGCCGCGGUCGGGGCUGCUGCAGGCCUCCGUCGUCUCCCUCUACCUCUGCUACCUCACCUGGUCGGCGCUGAACAGCUCCCCGGAGACCGCCUGCAAGCCCGCCUUCCUCGCCCACCGCAGCACCUCCCUGGACACGCAGUCCUUCCUCUCGCUGGUCAUCUGCUUCGCCGCCGUCCUCUACUCCUCCAUCCGACUCAGCUCGAAGAGUCAAUUUGAGAAGAUCACCGGCGUCAGCAGUCUCGGCAAUGACGACGCCAGCGGUGGCGGCGGCGGUGCUGACGGCGACGACGACGAGGACACCUCCAACUGGAGCUACUUCUACUUCAUCUUUGCCCUGGGCACGCUCUACCUCAUGAUGACGCUCACCAACUGGUACAGUCCGACCGAGUCGCAGCAGACCUUCGGGCAGAGCAGCAGCUCGCUGUGGAUCAAGAUGAGCUCCAGCUGGAUCUGCGCCUUCCUCUACCUCUGGACCCUGGUGGCGCCCAUCCUCCUCGGCCAGUGGCGAGACUUCUCCUAA
Molecule: messenger RNA, 1272 nt
Organism: Rhagoletis zephyria (snowberry fruit fly)
Lineage: Eukaryota; Metazoa; Arthropoda; Insecta; Diptera; Tephritidae
Source: RefSeq, a predicted model, not a curated record